UGCGGUGCAAUCAGACCCGAUCUGAGGAGAUGGGGCCGUCCUGUUGGCCGCCUCUCCGCUGGUGCUGAGCUGUCCUGUCGCCUCCGUCAGCGCCAUGGCGUCUUCGGGCUACACCUGCGUCCCGGACAGCCCCGCAGAAAAGCAGAGACUGCUGUCCUCCAGGUCCGGCUACGGAUCGCAGGAUGUGCUCGGAUGUGCCGGCCUGGCGGACUCCCAGUUCCGCGGGCAGCCGCGGGAUGAAGACGAGGAGGAAGAGGCUCUGAGGAGGAAACUCAAGUACUUCUUCAUGAGUCCCUGUGACAAGUACCACGCCAAGGGGCGCAAGCCUUUCAAACUGGGGCUGCAGCUGCUAAAGAUCAUCAUCGUGACCGUGCAGUUGGUGCUCUUUGGUCUGAGCAACCAGAUGGUCGUGACGUUCAAGGAGGAAAACACGGCGGCCUUUAAGCACCUGUUCCUGAAGGGUUACCAGGACAACCGUCCCCAGGCUGUCCACACUCAGUCGGAGCUGUACGGCCGCAUCGGCUUCAUCGUAAAGCAGUACAUGGCUCUGCCUCAGAUCGCACUGGGCCGGUAUGCAUACGUGAAGGGCGCGGGCGUGAACGGGAGCGCCCUCUCCCUCUGCCAGCGGUACUUCAAGACGGGCGCCAUCGAUCCCGUCAACGACACGUUUGACAUCGACCCCCAUGUCGUCACAGAUUGCAUCGGCCUCGAUCCGACCGCUGGCAGCCCUGUGACAAGAAACGGCGACUACAAGAAUUUCACCCUCCAGUUUUACAAGCUGAUCAAUGUCACCGUUGAUUUCCAGCUGAAGGCCAUCAACAUUCAGACGAUAAUCAAUAACGAAAUCCCCGACUGCUACACCUUCGCCAUCACGAUCGUCUUCGACAACAAAGCUCACAGCGGCCAAAUCAAGAUCCUCCUCCAGAACCAGGCCUCCAUAAAGGAGUGUAAAGACACAAACGUGUCCGGACACGCGGAGAGCUACGUCAGAGAGUUCUUCGACGUGGUGGUGGCGGUCGUCUGCCUGCUGUCGCUGCUGCUCUGCGGCCGCUCCAUCCUCAGAGGAAUCCUCCUUCAACACGAAUACGUUCGGUUUUUCAAGCACAAACUGGAGCGCGCGGUCAGCUGGGGGGACAGGAUGGAGUUCAUCAACGGCUGGUACAUCCUGCUCGUCAUCAGCGACAUCUUUACCAUCGUCGGCAGCUUCAUCAAGAUCGGGAUAGAGUCCAAGACUCUGUCGUCGUACGACGUGUGCGGGAUCCUGCUGGGAACGUCCACUCUGCUGGUGUGGGUGGGAGUCAUCCGCUACUUCAGCUUCUUCCAGAAAUACAAUGUAACCGGACGUUUUCUUCUGCAAGAACCAGCAUGUCGCAUCUUCUCCAUGUGUCGGAUGCUUAGUGAGUCGACGUCUCUCUUCGCACAGAUCCUGAUUGUGACUCUUAGAGCCGCUUUUCCCAACGUCAUCCGCUUCUGCUGCUGUGUGGCUGUGAUUUAUUUGGGAUACUGCUUCUGUGGAUGGAUCGUCCUGGGGCCCUACCACACCAAGUUUCGCUCCCUGUCCACGGUGUCAGAGUGCCUGUUCUCCCUCAUCAACGGGGACGACAUGUUUGUGACGUUUGCCGAGAUGGAGCAGUGCGGCACCCUGGUGUGGGUCUUUAGCCAGGUCUACCUCUACACCUUCAUCUCCCUGUUCAUCUACAUGGUGCUGUCCCUCUUCAUCGCACUCAUCACCGGAGCCUAUGACACCAUCAUGGCCCAAACGAAGGAGCAGGUUCCGGAGACGGACCUGCACGCGUUCAUCGCGCAGUGCACAGACACGCCCAGUUCCGGCAAGUUCCGCGGGGCGGACGGGUCGUCGUGCUCCUUCCCCUGCUGCUGCGAAUGGUGAGGAGGACGACAAAAUGGAUACACACACACACACAAACAUAAAAAAAAAAUUUAAAAAAGGAGGAGUGAGUGACAUCUGCGUCAAAAAGCGAAAGGCUAUUCCAUUUUUUAUUUUAUUUUUUUAAUCUUCAAAGACCCACAUUGCCUCUCCGCUGACAGCUGCACUCCUUUCUCCAGACGCCCAGCAGGGACGCUGGAGGCUGGCAGAGCGAACCGGCUGACCUUGGGCCGCUUUUGUCCUUUGGUGCCAGCGUUUCAGUUUUGGAUUUAAAUUCGUUCGGCACAGUCGCACGUCCGAUUAACCUGCCUCCGUUUUUUUGUACUGUAGGAAUAAUCUGCUGCCUUUCGCUCAGUCUUUUAGGCCUUAGGUUGCCAGACCCGUAGCGCCAGGAAACAGAAAUUCAUCGCUUGAGACUGGAAAUAGGGCUCAUCAACUGGAAUCAGGGCAACUUUUUAACAAAAGCUGGUUUGCUUACUGGUGAGAAAAGAGAAACACUAUCCACAGUGACACGCCCAGAGACGUUCUUGUCGUUACACCCGGUUGCUAUUAGUUAGCUAACCGGCUAUAUUUUCAAUCAGGCAAAUUGUUGUGUUUAUUUGUUUUUUUAAUUUAAAAAAAUAUAACAUUUUACAACAUUUCCACUGUGAAUAACCUCAAUCAGUGAGACUUUGAUUAUCAAAAGCUGUCAAAAUUUGACAAACGGAAGAAAAUGUUUAACGUAGCUAGUUGCUGCAGUUUAAUUGAUAAGAGAGUACUGUAUUUCUAAUUCCAACAGGAAAUGAAGGGAUUCUCUGCAUUUCUUCAUCUAAACAUCUGUUUCCCAUCUUUUCAGUUCUACUAAACCCAAAACAAAGGGCUUCAGGGAGCUGGCUAAUGUAUCAUUACCAUUUCUUUUUCCUUUUUAAACAGGUUUGAGAUAUUUCUUCCCAAAAUACCUGACCUGCAGACAGAAUAAAAGCAAAUUAGCUUUUAUUUUAAGCUAAUUUGCUCUCAGCAUCAACCUUGGCAAACAUUAGCUAGCAGUUAGCAUGUUAGUAACUUUGGAAUGAUUAUUUUAUUACAUUUUAUGAUACUUUGUUAUUUUAAAGGGACAGAGAACAUGUUACUGUCUUAACUCAGAUCUGGACAGAUCUAUGUUUUGGGUGAAUGUUUGUUGAAAUUUUAUAGAUUAUUUUAUGUUCAUGAGUAAGAAGACCUGAACCUAUUUGCAUUUAACUUCGACCCUAUUUUUAUUUUUUUUAAAGUUGUAGAUUAAACAUACAAAAGAAAAAUCCUAUUGCAGCACUUUUAAAAUCGAUCUUUAUUAUUCUGUAGCAUAUUUAAAAAGUGUGAUUUAAGCUAGUUUGCGAUCUCACAGCGUAAAACUUUCCUAACAUUAGCUGGCGUUUAAAAAUGUGCUUACUCUGUGAAAUUUUUACAUUCUUAGUCUUAUUCUCUUUUUGCUCAUUUUAUUGCACAUAUAGAAAAACAGUGUUUUCUCUCAACUUGGUUUGUGUUUGAAUCUAUAUUUUUUCCAUGUUGAGAUUAAACGUAGGCAGUUUUGAUCAUUCUGUUCAUUGUUUUAUAGUUAACUUGAGGAAGUGUGAUAGUUAGUUACUUCAUCUGUCUAUGAAAUGCACUCUUUUGUAUGCCUUUAAAAACAUUUGUUUAUUGAAACUUUUGAACGUGCUCUAAUCAUUCCAGGAUUUUUUUACUUGUUUUCUGUCAUUUGUGGUUUUUAUUGUUGUUGUUUUUUCACUUUAAUUUAAAUUCAUAAACUUCUUUUACAAUCACAAAAGUAAUGAUUGUAGUUGAUUUAUUUGCACAGAAAUAGUAUUGUAAAGCUUUACUUAAUUUGACAGUGGCGCAUCAUAGUUAUGAAGAGCAGAGCGCAUUGUAAAUGUGAUUUAUCAGCCAGUCUGUGUUUAGUUCUAGGAAGGCGUCCUGAUAUUGCUGUGGUUUAACGUCGGCAGCCAUUCCUCACUGUGUUUGUUAGCGUGUACUUCUGCAAUUUUUCAUUUUUACCUCAUUUUCAUAAGAGGCAAUAGCAAAAAGGGAAGCAUUUAGCAUGGAGCGUUUUACUGGGUCCAACUCAGUGUUCUGUACUGAUGCUGUCUUAAUUAUGAGUGCUCAUUUCAGUUAAAUAAACCGAAAAAAAAGGA
Molecule: messenger RNA, 4029 nt
Organism: Gambusia affinis (western mosquitofish)
Lineage: Eukaryota; Metazoa; Chordata; Actinopteri; Cyprinodontiformes; Poeciliidae
Product: mucolipin-1-like
Exons: 12
Coding region: 95-1888 (597 amino acids)
Cellular component (GO): lysosomal membrane; plasma membrane
Molecular function (GO): NAADP-sensitive calcium-release channel activity
Source: RefSeq, a predicted model, not a curated record